CUCUGGCUGAUCUGCUCUGUGUCCCAGGGCGCCCAGCCUGGGGGGGAGCCCAAUCUGCAUCCAAAAAUAUGCACUUUUCUGCAGACUCACUGCACCAGCCUGUGCCUGGGGCUGCAGGGAUGCCAGGGGCAUUCCCAGGACUCACCAUCCCAGUGGACAUCCCCCCCUUCCACUUCCAGACCCGCCGGGUCAGCGUGGACUGGCGUUGCUUCAGUGCCAUCGAUGUGGAGCGGGUGGCCCGGGAGGUGGACGUGGCCGCGCUCCAGGAGCACAUCACCGGUGUCACCUUCUGUGACCUCGAUGGGGAGCGGUGCCCCCACUGCGGGCAGCCGGUAGACCCCAUCCUGCUGAAGGUGCUGAGGAUGGCCCAGCUGAGCAUCGAGUACCUGCUGCACUGCCAGGAGCGGCUGGGGACCAGCCUGGCCACGCACGCCCGGCGCCUGCAAGCUGCCCACGCCGAGCUGGCGUACACCCAGCAGCAGGUGGCAGAGCAGGAGGUGCAGCUCCGGGGGGUGAAGGAGGAGAACAGGAGGUGGAAGAAGCUGAUUGCCAUGCAGCAGCUCCUCCUGCAAGCUGGCCCCCACACCUACUGCAAGUGCUACCUCUGUGAUAAAGCCUUCAUGAACGAUUCCUUCCUGCAAGCCCACAUUCAGCGCCGGCACGCAGAGGUCACCAAGGCAGAGAGGCAGAAGACAAAGCAGGUGAAGCAAAUGGAGCACGAGGUGGAGGAGCUGAAGGUGAAACUGCAGGAGGCGCAGCAGCAGCUGGAAGUGGAGAGGGAAGCAGAGAAGAUGCGCAGGGAGCAGGAAAUGGAGAGAGCUCGCCAGCGAGAAGAGGAGGGUAGGAGAGAUUUGGAAAGGUGGAAAGAGGAGAGGACAAAGCUGCAUGAAGAGAUAGAUGGCCUGAGGCAGCUCUUCCUCACAGCGUUCAAGGACCUGGCCAGCAGGAGCAGUGCCGUGGAGGGGAAACUGCAGGAGCUUCAGGCCAGAGAGGUGGCGGAGUCCAACCUGGGGACCCUGCAGGACGAUGACACCGAGGAGGCACGGUGGUGGGCACCAGUCCGGGCAGAGCUGCAGGGCAAGCAGGAGAGGGUGUCAGUGCCGAGGGCAGAAUGGAGGCAGGCACUGAAGGACCUGUGGAGGAAGAACCACACACAGGAGCUUCAGAUCAAUCUGGUCUCUGCAAGCAAACCUGAAGUGACCCGGGAGGUGACUAAAGCGGUGGCUGAUGAAGAGUCAUCAGACAGGAAGGAGGCCACCCUGAGUGGGAAGCAGAGGCUGCUGGAAGCUCUGCAGAGAAACCCAGACCUCCUGAAGCAGUUUCGCCCCAUCCUCGAGGAAGUGCUGGAAGAAAAGCUGGAGAGUAUGGGGGUCAAGAGGGUUGUGAAGGGGAUCUCCACUCAGACCUACAAAAGCCUCCAGGCAAUGGUCAGGCUUCAGCAGCAACAAAAGGCUGAGAAAUUUCCUGGUCUCCUCCAUCUGAGGGAUGAGUUGUUCCAAGCAGUCAUGGGGAAAGUAAGGCGAUGCAAGAAGCCCAGCAGUGCUUUGCCUCGACAGCUCUCCAUUAUUCCAGCUCAAAGCCCAAAGAACCCCAGGUCCCUUCAUGGGUCACAACCCAUGGCAAUGCCAGCUGCAGUAGAGCCUGAAGCCUCGGUGAUCCUGCAGCCUGCUCCUCGGAGCAGAUCCCGCUCCACCCACAACACCACGAGGACUAUCUCGGGCACCCUGCAGACCUCCAAAGCCAUCAAUCCCCACCAAGGACUUGUCCCACGGCAGAACUCAGAAGUGAUGCUGGGAGGGAAGCAGCCCACCCUGGCCCCGGUGAGGCUCAGUCCUAAGCAAGAGCCAGCACUUCCCGCAGUGGUGCUGGGGGAAGAGACCGACUCCAACAGGCCAGACCUGGACUCACUGGAGGAAACGGCUGGUUCAGGGACAGCCACAUCCACGAUGGUGAGGCUCUUGGAGAGACGCCUGGAUGCAAUGACACAGAGACAGCCUGGCAGGCUGAAACUCUUCCCAGCUGUGAGCUCAGCAUCGCCCCAAACCAGCCAACCUACCAAGAAAAUCCAGUUUGCCGGUGACAACAGUGACCUGGAGACCUCCUCCGUGCAGGACUUGGCCGAGCCACCACUGAUGCUGAGGGGACCACCUCGGUCCCCAGAGCCCUGGGGAGCUGAGCUGCGAGGGCACACGUGUUGGUGAUUGGGAAGUGACAGUCCUCUGCCAGCAGCCACUGGAUGGUGCCACAAGACCAGAAACGGGCAGCAACCGCUCUGCAGCCUUCCCAUGGCUGCUCCCGGGCUCUGGCUGCCCCUCUUUUUUGGAAGAUCCCAACAUUGGGCCUCUCCCAGACAGCACAAGGGUGUUGGGUCCUCCCUGGCCAGCCGCUGUGAACUGCACCACCGAGGAUAAAUGCUCAUGGUCCGAAAAGAAGUGAUUUCUGCUCUCCCUCCGUCAUGCACACGAGCAGUAACACAAUGUCCGAUGGUACCAUGAGCUUUUGGAGCCCAAGCAGCUCUCCCUGGACUUUGCAUCCCACAGGCUGGGUCCAGCUCUGUACCAGACAGAGUCUGGCACUUGUGUGUGGCUUUUUUAUUCUUUAAGAAGUCCAGAAAACAAAGUCACGGAGGAGAGAAAGCAGCUUUCCUUCUUGUUGUAUCUCUUUGCCGGUGCUCCCGAGGGUAAUGGAAAAGGUCUCGUUUUCUGCUCCAGGAGGAACCUGCUCUGAAUGCACUUGGACAAAGUAACAGACCACAGCUUCUGUCUCCCUCCUUGCCUCCUUGAAUCAGUGGAAACUCCAGCCCAAAGAAUGAUUUUUUGCACUGUAAACAUGACCACAUAAGCCUGACUCUGCAGAUAUUGCUUAUCUGUGUAAAUUAAGUUCACUUUCCUAAUUCUCUCUGUAUUUUGUACAUUUGCAGCAGUGCAUUUAUGAUCUUGAUCCCUUAAAAGCAUGAAAUUUUGGAAAAUGCAACAGGAAAACCUGUCAGUUCUUAAUUUCAGGGUUUUUUUCCAACCACUCCAUCACUGGUUCAAACUUCUACAAUUCCUUAUUUCUAAAAUUUACAUGUGGGUUUUAAUGCUAGGGAGCAGAAAGCCCAAGCAGGGCUGAGCAGAACAAGAUGAAUUAAUUUAAUUUCACUGAAGAGCAAAAGUGCCUUUCAGAUAACUGUUCACAAACCUGCAGAAAACCCCUGAUAUUUUGCAAAUCCCCAUGUCCUCUGAUAAAUGCACAUUCACCUGCAUGCUUAUACCCACCCAUAUGGUGUGGCUCUAUAGCUGCAUACCUUGAAAAGGAUUUUUUACAUUUUAAUCCUUCAAGUUUAAGGAUAUCUGGCUUGAGUUAUUCAUAGCUUACAGUGCUAUUGCCAGAUGUAUUACUUCAUGCUGUUUAACAACUGUU
Molecule: messenger RNA, 3402 nt
Organism: Athene cunicularia (burrowing owl)
Lineage: Eukaryota; Metazoa; Chordata; Aves; Strigiformes; Strigidae
Gene: DZIP1L
Product: DAZ interacting zinc finger protein 1 like
Exons: 15
Coding region: 69-2201 (710 amino acids)
Biological process (GO): cilium assembly
Cellular component (GO): ciliary basal body; cytoplasm
Source: RefSeq, a predicted model, not a curated record